CUCAUGAGUGCCAAAAGUCGUCUUCUUUCGUCCAGAAAAGCAAAAGAAAACGCAAUCAGAAUUCAGAAACAGCGGAGAAUCCCGCAGGUGAAGUAAACGAGGGAAGAGAGAGAAACAGAAACAGAAAAGAGAAAGAGAGAGAGAGAGAGCCAAAAUACACGUCGUGUGUACUGUCAAAUCUCGUAUACAGAAGACUCCAAUUGUAUAUCUCUCUCUUCUUUCUUGCUGAUGAUUUCAGGGUCUCUGCUUAAUCUCAGCCUUUGGGGAAUACCUGAUUUCGAUACCCUUUUUUGACGUUUCCGCAAAUAAUGUUCUUUAUGUUGCAGGUGUUUAAUUCUGGGUGUUUCUGAUUCAACACAAGGGAGAAGAAAAAGAAAAAAAAAACAAUGGAAGGUGAUAUAUUUUCAGGAAUUGGAAACGGAUCACAAUUAGGAGUUGAUGGGAAAGUACUACAAACAUUUCAAAAGAGCUUUGUUCAAGUCCAAAACAUUUUGGAUCAAAACAGACUGCUGAUCAAUGAAAUCAAUCAGAAUCAAGAAUCUAAACUACCUGUUAAUUUGACAAGAAACGUGGGUCUAAUCAGAGAACUCAACAACAAUGUUAAAAGAGUGGUUGAUCUUUAUGGUGAUCUUUCAAACUCUUUUAGCAAAUCAAUGGAUGCAUCAUCUGAAGCUGAGUCAGGUGGGACAACAAGAUCUGAUGGGAAAAAAAGAGUGAGGUCUGGCUAAAAUGCUAAUCAAAUCAAGUUCAACAUCUUUUAACAUCUCUUUUAGGAAUGAAAUAUCAUUUUCAUAAUUGGCAAUUCAAGCUACCAAAUAUCAUACCCAUGUUGUAAUUUUUGUUUAAAACGUCUCUUGUUUAGCUAUUCCACAUGAUUUAAGCAUGUUUUUAGGUUUCUUCUUCUUUUGUUAUAAAAUUGCAGUGGGGUUUCACCAAUAAUCACCAUGUAAUUUGGUUUUUGUAAUAAUACUCAUCUCUUUAUAAAUCAAGGGUUGUUCGAUA
Molecule: messenger RNA, 1002 nt
Organism: Lactuca sativa (garden lettuce)
Lineage: Eukaryota; Viridiplantae; Streptophyta; Magnoliopsida; Asterales; Asteraceae
Product: protein ELF4-LIKE 4
Biological process (GO): entrainment of circadian clock; positive regulation of circadian rhythm
Source: RefSeq, a predicted model, not a curated record